UGCAAUGAAACACAAAAGGUGGGAGAUUGGCGUAAUGGUCAAGGUGUUUACCUUGUAGACACAAGGUGAAGGGUUUGAUUCUCACAUGGGGUGACUGGCUAGGCUUAAAAUGACCCACAAGGGCAAUUAGCCUAGCACUAAUCUAUGAACCUAAAUGAGUUUAAUUAUGAUGGCAUCAUCUAGGUGCAAGAGAAAAAUAAAUGUGCAUGUUAGCAACCACACAGAAAACAGGCUAAGAAAGCUGUCAGUAGGACUGGAGUUCUAUUUUUAUAACCUCAUAUAUGUUGUUUUGGGAUUAGUGACUAGCCAACAUAAUUUCUGCUGGCUAAAACACAGAACAAACAGAAGACUGCAUAUGCUGAUUUUUCUCCCUUGAUUAGUUUUCUCCCUAUUAUUUGCCAGCUAUCAAUUUCCCAUUUUCCAGGGCUGUCAGCCAGGCAGCCAUUCAGCAAAGGGUCUUGUGGGAAACAUUUGUGAAUGUGAUGGAACUUGUAUGGAAACUUUUUUACCUUUUUUUUUUUUUUUUUUGCCUUCUCAAAAAGAGGUGUGGAAAAAGAUGCAUGCAAUCUAGUUAGACCAGUUUGCCAGAGGUUCAGCUACAAAAGCAUGCAGUUAGUUUAGCAGAAUGGAUUAUUUUAUCUUCUCAGCAUUGCUGGAAAUUGCUGAAGACUCCUUUGCUGCAUAUGUUCAUACUGUAAACUAUGCAGGAACAUGAAGACCAUGUUUGACUCUUGGUUUGCUUUUAGGCAUAGAUGAGACUGAACUCAACGUCUAGAUACUCGGAAUAACAGCCAGCACUUAGAAGAAAGUUGAGAUUACUAUACUGGAAAAGUAACUCCCUCUUUUACCAAGAGUCGUGAUGGAGCCAAAGCCUAUCCCAGCAAAUCUUGAAGUAGUCUUUUUCAUGGCUGGAGGAAACAACAUCUCUAAGCAAUGCAUUCAUUUCUUAAGAGUGCUGUGAGGCAGCAUUUGGAAAGGUGCACAUACUUUUAAUGUGAAGUGAGGGUACAUGCAUCUGCAGCACAAAUCAAGACAAAAUUCACUAUCCGUUACUCUAAAAAUUCCUCCAAAAUGUCUUGUGUUCUCAUUCUUCUUUCAAAAAACAAAUCUGGGAUUGUCUAGUAUCUAAACAAAAAAAAGAAAAGAAAACAAAUGAUAUUCAGGACAUUUUCACAUCAUAAAUGUUACCUAUAACUGAAAAUAUUUGGCAGAGGAAAAAAGCAGCAGUUUUGACUUUUCAUUGUCAAUGAAAGAUGACUGAUAUGUCCAUUUUCACUGUAGUGAUUAUGUAUAAUGCCACCAUGUGCCAUGCAUCUGUUUCCCAAUUUUAAAACAGGUCACAUUAACUAUUCUUCUACAUUCCUUUUGUUAAAGUAAGAUGCACAAACUGUGUAAUAUAACAUGACGGCUGAUGUAAAAAAGUAAGAAAUCAACGUAACCAUAAAAGAUGGAGGUUGCAAUAUCUUGUGCUGAUAACAUCAUCAACUUUCCACCACAUGGUUAUGCUCCAACACGUGCUGCUAUGAGGGAGAAAGAACGCCUUCUUCAGCAACGUGCUUCCAAUGUGGUCAAGGCACAGAAAUCAGUCCAGCACCAUAACAAAUACCAGGGCUGCGCCUGUACCAAAGGAAUCAAGAGUGAGAGCAAAAAGAUGGCACAUGCAGAUCCACAUAACUGUCAGGAAGCAGAACAGAAACUGAAGAAAAAGAAUAGAGAGAGAAAAAACAUUCAGGACAGCAGCGAGGGCACUCCGCUCUUAGAUAGUAUGCCUGCCACUUCUGGCACUGAGAUGAAAAAAGCGGGUGUGGAAGACAGAGCAAGUGAAAAAGCACAUUGUUGUAGCAUACAUGAAGAAAAUGUUUCCUUUUCUGAUUGCUCAUUAGAAGACUGUCAUAAUUUCACAUCCUGUGAAAACAAACCCUAUGAGAAAUGUUCUGGUAGAAUCACUAUUAAUGUUUCAGGUCUAAAAUUUGAGACUCAGCUUACAACAUUAAGCCAGUUCCCUGAUACUCUGCUUGGCAAUCCAAAGAAAAGAAGAAGGUAUUUUGACCCACUUAGAAAUGAAUACUUCUUUGAUAGACACAGAGCUAGCUUUGAUGGAAUUCUGUAUUACUACCAAUCUGGAGGAAAAGUAAAGAGGUCUCCUGACGUUCCAUUUGAUGUUUUUUUAGAAGAACUGGAGUUUUACGAGCUUGGGGAGGAAGUGGUGACAAAGUUUAAAGCAGAUGAAGGCUAUUUUAAAGAAAAAGAAAAACUCAUGCCGCAAAAUGAAUUCAAAUAUCAAUUAUGGCUCCUACAUGAGCAUCCAGAAAGUUCUAAGAUUGCAAAAGUGAUAGCAGUAGUUUCUAUUUUAGUUAUAGUAAUUUCUAUUGCUAUCUUUUGUUUGGAAACAGUGCCAGAUUUACGAAAUGAACAGAGUUUUGCGUCAACACCAGCAAAUGAGGCCGAGAACAUUUUAAUGACAAACCAAAAUAGUCAGUAUAUGUUUUCUAACCCAUUUUUCAUCAUUGAAAGUAUCUGCAUUGCGUGGUUUUCAUAUGAAUUUCUUGUUCGCCUUUUUGCAUGUCCUAGCAAAGUUGCCUUCUGUAAGGACAUAAUGAAUAUUAUUGAUAUCGUGUCCAUGUUACCUUAUUAUAUAACACUUUGUAUUGACAUGACCAAGGAGAAGGCUGGCCAACAGGUUAUGUCUUUUGCUUUUCUAAGGAUAAUUAGAGUGCUCAGAAUAUUUCGUAUCUUCAAGCUCUCUAGGUACUCAAAAGGUUUGCAGAUACUUGGACAGACUCUCAAAGCAAGCCUGAAAGAGCUUGGCAUGCUUAUUUUCUUCCUGUUUAUCAGUGUAAUUUUUUUCUCUAGUGCUGUUUACUUUGCUGAUAUAGAUGACCCUACAAGCCAGUUUCAAAGUAUCCCUGAUGCCUUCUGGUGGGCUAUAAUUACUAUGACUACAGUUGGGUAUGGUGAUAUGAAACCUGUGACUAUUGGUGGGAAAAUAGUGGGCAGUAUAUGUGCAAUUGCUGGAGUACUAACUAUUGCACUGCCUGUUCCUGUUAUAGUGUCAAACUUUAAUUAUUUCUACCACAGAGAAAAUGGAAAUAAAAAAGAUAAGAAAGCUGCACAAGAAGGUAGCUAGACACGUAAAUCUUUCUGUGGUUCUUCUGAAGGCUACCAGAUUUUUAUUAUUUAAACUUAUUAGUUGAUGGUAAGCGUUGUAUUUUGGAGAAUGAACCACAUAACUGGUUUAGAGAGAGAACACAAGAGACCACUGCAUUUCCAACAAUAAUUAAAAAUGGCAUAAAUUUGUUAUCAGGCAAUACCAAUGCCUUACUUACAACAAGGGGGAUUUUCACUUCAAAUAUCUGGGUUAUGCUUACAUUAUUUUAGAAUAAUUUCCAUGUGAAAUAGUCUUUAAAUGAAUAUUAACUUUAGAAAUAUGCAAAAGAAUUCAUGUUCACAGAAGUGCUGACCAGUCAAUAGCUUGUUCUAUAAACUCCAGUUUUAAACAGUGUGUAAUGAAUAGAAUAGAAAUUUGGUGUGACAUGAAUUCUAUGGAUGGAUUUAUAUGCACAUUAAAUGACACUGAAUUAAAAUAUUUCUGGAACUCCUAUGGAAAAGAAAAUAACCUAAUAACAGCAAUAUUUUAUAGAUACCUGACAAAUAUACUCAUACAGUUAGGGUUGAAUAUUUGUUGUUUAUCUUUUUAAUUAUCUUUGCACCAUGGUAUCACUCAGGUCAUUAUUUUCUUGUUUGUGUACUUACAGAUGUAUGCCAUAGCAUACAAUACAUAUAAUCAAAACCCGGCCAGUAUAUUUCUGAAAAGUACUGCUCCUAUAGUCCCCCAGAUCACAAAUCAUCUAAGUACAGGAAGGUGUACUUUAUUUAGCAUAAGAACUACACUGCUUGAUCUGCAUGUGGGAUUAGUGUAAAAUGUAAAAAAUUAGGACUGUUUUCCAUUAGUCAAAAUUCUGUUUCAUACAACACAAAAUAAAGUGUUUGUUACGAAAAGUCUCUUAUGCUUUUGCUAACCUUAGCAGUUUAUCAGGAGAUAAGAUUAGAUCUUCUUGGAGAGAAUUCUCAUUAUUUAUGGACACAAUUUAUAUUUCUGAGCCCUCAUCCUAAACAACACACAGUU
This is a messenger RNA of Protopterus annectens (West African lungfish), 4126 nucleotides long. RefSeq names its product potassium voltage-gated channel subfamily A member 2-like. Gene Ontology annotation, biological process: protein homooligomerization; potassium ion transmembrane transport. The transcript is spliced from 4 exons. The record is from RefSeq and is a predicted model, not a curated record. Gene Ontology annotation, cellular component: membrane; voltage-gated potassium channel complex. NCBI's taxonomy places the organism in Eukaryota, Metazoa, Chordata, Ceratodontiformes, Protopteridae. Bases 1448 to 3127 code for a protein of 559 amino acids. Gene Ontology annotation, molecular function: delayed rectifier potassium channel activity; protein binding.